Molecule: messenger RNA, 312 nt
Organism: Effrenium voratum
Lineage: Eukaryota; Dinophyceae; Suessiales; Symbiodiniaceae
Source: the annotation of a GenBank genome assembly
AUGUUAGGCACCGUCUUGCCAUGGCGGCAGAGCCUCCGUGCCGUGCGGCAGAUCCUCCGUGACCGCCGCACCUGGGUGGCAAGGCCUCCAGGGGCCGCCAAGACUCCUUGGGUGCCGUCCGAUAACGAUGUGGAGGAAGCGCCGCUCCAGGCUAUCAGGAGGGCCGGCCGCGCAGGUGGCCUCCCACAGAAGGCCUUUUCCGCGCCUCGCCUGGAUAAGGCGGGCUGGCGUUGGACGGACGUGCGGGGUGACAAGAUUUUCUACAGGCGCGUGCGUGACAUUCGUGUCCCCGAGCAGAAGCUCCCGAGUUGA